AUGCCUGCUGCCAACACGAAGUUGUCAAGAAGGGCGUGGACUGACGUCGCUGAAGAGGCCCACAGACAUCGAGAUGCCACAAUAGCGGCCUUGUCCCCACCAGCGCCCAAGGUACCCUCAGAUCUUCCAAAGAACACAAUGCAUGUGCCUGAUCAACUACUGGACCACUCUGUAUUGCCCGUCACCAAAUUGCUGCCGGAAGAGCUGCUUUUGUCGCUCUCAACAGGCCAAUUGUCAGCUGUGCAAGUUACUACUGCCUACCUUCAGCGUGCCGCAGUAGCACAAGGACUCUCAAAUUGUCUUACUGAGCUCCUCCCCUCUCUCGCACUAGAACGUGCAAAAGAUCUUGAUGCGUACUUUCAGGAAAAGCAGCGUCCAAUUGGUCCACUGCAUGGCUUUCCCAUCAGCUUGAAAGAACACCUCGGACUUCAAGGACUACGAUGCACCACCGGCUACAUUUCGCACUGGGACACCAUCGCAAAGGAAGAUGCACACAUCAUCAAAGUACUCCACAAUGCAGGAGCGAUUUUCCAUUGCAGAACAACAGUGCCACAGACGAUGAUGCAUUUAGAGACCGACUCCAACCUCUAUGGCGUCACAACAAAUCCGUACAACAGCAACUUGACGUCGGGAGGCAGCUCGGGUGGUGAAGGCGCUUUAAUCGCUCUUCGCGGCUCGUGUCUGGGCAUUGGCUCGGACGUAGGUGGCUCUAUUCGCAGUCCGGCCGCAAACUGUGGUGUGUUCGGUCUGAAGCCAACUGCCUUUCGACUGCCAACUGACGGUUGGGGGUAUAUGAUGGCGGGAGCAGAUACUGUCCAGACUGUCCUUGGACCGCUUUCAACAACUCUUGAGGGAGUCAAGAUUUUCAUGAAGACUAUUAUCGACUCAGAACCAUGGAUUGAGGAACCCGCACUCAUACCUAUGCCCUGGCGCACGCACGCUGUUCCCGAAGGCAGACCACUGCGGAUAGGCGUGCUCUGGCACGACGGGACUGUAAGGCCGCAACCACCAGUUACACGCGCCCUGAAGCGGGUCACAGACGCGCUCCAAGAGCACAACAUCGAGGUGGUCGAUUUCCCACCACAUUUGCACGACGAAGCCUGGGCAAUCCUUUCCUCCCUCUACUAUACCGACGGCGGCGAAGCAGACAGCGAAGACAUCGCCUCCUCCGGCGAGCCGUGGCGGCCCCUCUCAAAGUGGAUAAUCAAAGACAAUCCAUGCGUCAAGAAGCUCUCGGUUGGCGAACUGGCAUACUGGUUCGAAGAACGCGAGGCGUACCGCAAGGAGUACGCACUGCACUGGAAGAAGCACGGCAUUGAUGCGCUGCUAUGUCCUGUCGGUCCUGGCGUUGCACCGAAACAUAAUACCGCGAGAUACUGGAGUUACACAAGUCAGUGGAACCUGCUUGACUAUCCAGGUCUGGUGUUUCCGGUGGAUAAGGUCGACAAGAGAGUUGAUAAGUGGAACGGUGAUGAGCAGGUACUAGGUGAGCUCGAUCAGGAGAACAGGGGGCUCUGGGACCCUGCGGAGUUUCACGGGAUACCUAUCGGACUACAGCUCGUGGGCAGACGCUUCGAAGACGAGAAGAUUGUGGCGAUUCUUGAGCACAUCACCGAUAAGAUCGGUCUGCCGCGGCAGGCAUUAUCUUGA
Messenger RNA from Didymella exigua CBS 183.55, 1650 nucleotides. RefSeq names its product amidase. The transcript has a single exon. The record is from RefSeq and is a predicted model, not a curated record. The coding region runs from base 1 to 1650 and encodes 549 amino acids. NCBI's taxonomy places the organism in Eukaryota, Fungi, Ascomycota, Dothideomycetes, Pleosporales, Didymellaceae.